CAGUAGCCUAUCGCAGCCGGCUGAAGGGCAUCUAAUGAUGGACCGGAGGCGGAGGCAACGAGGAGAGUGCUGGAGCCUCGGAGAAAAACCAGGGAGUCUCACUUCCGAGAUAGGACCUAUCCGCGACCUGAGCGAGCUUCUUUAUUUUACGCACAAAGUUUGAUUUCACGCGCAAAUUCAAUCUGAAUUGUGAGGGGUUUUCUUCUUUUGCGUAAAAAUUACCGUCGAUUCUGGACUUUACGCAGUUUUACUCAACAGACAACCUCUCCUCCUGUGGAAGGAUAAGUGCUCCUGCUCUGCUGCCGUGUGUGUGUGUGUGUGUGUGUCUGUGUGUGUGGGUGUGCGUGCGUGCGUGCGUGCGGAGAGGGAUUGAACAGGGACAUCCAUCUAUCCAUAGCCUGAGGAGUCAGAUCAGACCGGAGCGUCUCUUUGGACACGACCUCAUCCUAGAUCUCAAAACGGAAACAAGUCAGAUUUCAGACUGAACGGACUAAAACCGAGAUGCAGCAUUAAAGUUAAUCCGGCUGCUCCAAAGCGCACGAGACACUCACAGGAGUUCAGGUCGGACUGAACCAUGUCGGAGCUGCUGCUGGGAGCUGCUGUGCGUAAAAGCAGCCGCUCACCGGACAGGAAGUGAACUAAUUAUUAUUAAACCCCAUCCCUCAUUUCCAUAUCUAGCGUGAGUUGGCUGGAGCGCAGCCAAUCACCCCGAGAAGGGCAGCGAGAGUCGUAAAAGCAUUAUCCUUUCCUCCAUCAUAAUUACACUGACAUGCGCAAUCUGCACACGGGCAUCAACAGCAGCCUCCGUUCGCCUAUUUCACCGACCCCGCUCCCCGGGAAGGGUCCCAGUCCCUGCUGGUAGAUGGUUCGGGGGAAGGCGGCAGCGAGUCGCACAGAAGGAUCAACAUGUCCCGCCGCAAGCAAGCCAAGCCGCAGCACCUCAUGUCCGACGAGGGAGCCGCACACACCGGACUACCCUGCAGUGAAGGCAUCAUGGAGAGAGUGGCGACCAGUGGAGGCUGCCACAGUGAGGAAACACACAUCUGUGACAAGUGCUGCGCAGAGUUCUUCACUUGGACUGAACUGAAUGAACAUCAGAAGGUCUGCACUGAGGAUCCCUUGGUGCUGAUAGUUAAGGACAAUGAAGGGAUGCCUGUUCCUGAGGAGUCUCCUGUGGGACCCUCUCCGGUUCCCAGCCUUGCGUCCAGUGACUCAUCCGCAGCCGAGUCCGCAGACGCCUGCUUUGAGCUGGGAGAGCCGCUGGUGAACGACAAUGACAGUGUGGAUAAUUUAGAGGACGGCCGGGAGCAGGACCAAGCCAUGGAGCUUCAGGACAAAUACACCACAACCUCCAGCCCUCAGCCUUCAGACUCAGCUGAGUCCACUUCCCCGCAGAUGUCAGCAGCUGGCAGCUACAGCAUGCCGAGUACAAAUGUGACGCUGGAGAUCCUUCACAGCACCAGAGUUGCUGUGGCCCAAUUCUCCCAGGGGAUCAACAGCAGCGGCGCAGGAGGGAAAGCGGCUUCAGCAGCCAUCCCUGUGAUCCUGGAGCACCUGCUGGCUCUGCAGCAACAACAGGUCCACCAGCUGCAGCUCAUUGAGCAGAUCUGCAGCCAGGUAGCCAUCAUGAACAGACAACCAACACAAGCUGCGUUAAACCCGGUCUCCAGAUCCCUGUCUCUGGCACCUAACCCCUUCCCCUCCCAAGGCAUCGUCCCUCCUCCCAUCCUGCCACUGUCAGGGACGAUGCCAUCCACUGUUAACGGACAGGCUGCUGUUUCUUUGUCUUCUGUGCUUGAAAAGUCACAAAAUAUCCCGUCACAGACUGUAUGUGGGAAGUCCAACUUUAGAGACGUUACAUGUACCUCAGCUCCCCCAGAAAAUUCAGCUCCAUCUCUGUCCAGCAGCAGCAACAGCAGCAGCAGCAUCUCCACGUUACUUCCUCCUUACACAGGCUCACACACCAGCAGCAUUAGCUGCACUCAAACACUGAGCUCCUCCAGCUCGCUGUCCCUGGGGCAGAGUGGCCUCCUCAGCUCAUCCUCCAGCCUGCCAUUUCUACCUCAGAGCCCCCCCAGCAGCGUCAUUUUCCCCAAUCCCUUGGCUAGCAUCGCUGCCACAGCUAAUGCACUUGACCCUCUCGCAGCCCUGAUGAAGCACAGGAAAGGGAAACUGCCUAACGUGUCCUUGUUUGAAAUGAAGCCCAGCCCAGAGGAACCCUUCUUCAAACAUAAAUGCAGGUUCUGUGCCAAAGUGUUUGGCAGCGACAGUGCUCUGCAGAUCCACCUGCGCUCCCAUACAGGAGAGCGCCCCUUCAAAUGCAACAUCUGUGGCAAUCGCUUCUCCACGAAAGGGAACUUAAAGGUGCACUUCCAGAGGCAUAAAGAGAAGUAUCCUCAUGUUCAGAUGAACCCCUACCCAGUGCCAGAAUAUCUAGACAAUGUGCCAACAAAUUCUGGGAUUCCCUAUGGAAUGUCCAUCCCUCCAGAAAAACCAGUCUCCUCGUGGCUGGACAGCAAACCCGUUGUAGCAACUCUGCCAGCCACCAUGGGUCUUCCAUUUUCCUCCACUAUUACCAGUAUCGGAGGCUCAAAUGACCCUGUAAGUGUAACACCAUCCGUUAAGUCGCCCUACCAGCCAGCUCCUGGUGAAUGUAUAUCUUUGUCACCUAACCACAGAGGCAGUGAGGCUCAUUUCUCUCCUGUUUCAGAGUCUCCUCAAUCAAACCGUGAGACAGAAGCAUCCAAUAUACUGAAAACAGAGGGAGUACACCUGCCCCAAAGCUGCACCCUGAGACUGAGAGCCAACCCGGUAACAGAAGCAACCAGCACUACGAUCCCAUCUGUGGCCACCACGCCUGAACCUGUCACCUCAGCUUCCCCCGUCCCCAACUCUCCAACUCUCUUGUUCAGCUUAGACGAAACUAAAUUCCCGUCUGGCAGCCUCCUGGAUUCUAUGCAAACCUCUGAAACCUCAAAGCUUCAGCAGCUGGUGGAGAAUAUCGACAAAAAGAUCACAGACCCCAACCAGUGCGUCCUCUGUCACCGCGUCCUCAGCUGUCAGAGCGCGCUGAAGAUGCACUACCGCAUUCACACUGGGGAGAGGCCCUUUAAAUGCAAAGUGUGCGCCAGGGCUUUCACCACCAAAGGCAACCUGAAGACACACAUUGGCGUUCACAGGGAGAAUCCCCCGGUUCAGGUGCAACACUCAUGUCCUAUUUGCCAGAAGAAGUUCACCAACGCUGUUGUUCUUCAGCAGCACAUCCGUAUGCACAUGGUGGGGCAGAUUCCAGACUCGGCCCUGGUGGACGGGCUGCAGGAGAUGGACAGCGACAUCUCCAUAAACGGGAAGAGCUUUGACAGUCUCAGCAGCAAUGGCAAUGACUUGAUCGAUGACAUUUCAAUGGAGGAUGAUAAUGAGGAAGAGGAGGAGGAGGUAGAAAAUAUGGAGGAAGGUGUGAGUCCCUCUAAACCCUUGAUCUCUGCUUGUAAUUCUCCUCCUAAGCCCUUCGCCAUUGUUUCAAGUUUAGCAGCUCUGGAGAACCAAAUGAAGAUGGUAGACUCCACUGUAAACCUAAACCAUUGUUUCGGCUUAAAACCCCUAACAAACGGCUUCAAUGACAGCAGCCAACUCAAUAUUAAAUGCGCUUUAUCAGAGAAAAUGGUGGAGAAUUCCAGUGUAAACAGCCCAAAUGUGUCAGAAUCCUCCUGUUCACCUCAUGCAUCUGCAUCUCCGAUUCAAAGCAACUCAGAAGGCGUGACGAUCAAAUCACCUGCAGUGAACCACAGCAUGCCAGAAUCUCAAGAGCCUUUGGCAACCUCAGUGAAGAGAGAGCAAUCUGAGUCUCCUACCUCUGCAUCGGCAGCUGCAGCAGCCCAGGAGCGGAGAGGAAUACAACCCAGUAAACUGUGUGUGAAAGAGGAGGCUACUUACAGUAUGUCCUUCCAGCUGAGCAGAGACAGAGGUCAAAACAUUCCAAGCAUGGUUACCAGCACAUCAUCAGGCCUCAUAAAAAACGAGCUGAACACUCACAGUCAACCAAACAACCUUAGCGAAGGUCAGCACCCGCCGUUUAGUGUCCACAUCCCUCCGGCUUACCCGUCAGUCGGCAGCCCGGGCAUGACUUCCCUGCUCGGCCCCGCGCCCCCUCGACGGACACCGAAGCAGCACAACUGCAACGUCUGCGGGAAGAACUUCUCGUCGGCCAGCGCUCUACAGAUCCACGAGCGCACACACACCGGGGAGAAACCGUUUGUCUGCUCCAUCUGCGGCAGAGCUUUCACCACAAAAGGCAAUCUGAAGGUUCAUAUGGGAACUCACAUGUGGAACAACGCACCAGCCAGGAGAGGCAGGCGGCUGUCGGUGGAGAACCCCAUGGCCUUACUGGGUGGAGAGGCCAUGAAGUUUGGGGAGAUGUUUCAGAAGGACCUGGCAGCUCGAGCCAUGAAUGUAGAUCCUGGCUUUUGGAACCGCUACGCAACAGCCAUCACCAACAGCCUGGCCAUGAAAAACAACGAGAUCUCAGUGAUUCAGAACAGAGGCAUCUCUCAGCUUCACCCUCUGACUGCAGGCAUGGACAGAGUGAGCACCACAGGAAGUCCAAUCACCAGUAUAACCAAGACAGGCAUGGACCUGGGAAAUAACAGACAUUUUUCUAUGCUGAUUGAUGACAGCAAAGAAAUUGGAAUCAAUUGAAUAAAGCUGAAUGGUGAUGAAAUACUUAUGCAAACUAUUAUGGACGUUAAAAUAUUUGUAAAACAUCUUGUUUGUUCCUAUGUAUUAUAUAUAGACUUAAAAAAGAACUUUUUAUCAAUUGACAGAGAAUAGUAGGGUAUUCACAUUUUGCUAUUUUACUUUGCAGUCAUUUGUGAAUGUUUUUUUCUAUACAUGAAAUAAGUUGUUUAACUUGUACCUGAAAAUUCCUACGGUGCUUAGACAUAUGGUCACUCUGAAGAAGGGAACAUAUGUUCAAAUCAAUAAUGCAAAGAGUCUGCUAUCUUCUCCGGACAGCUGCCCAAUGCUGCUAGCUGGUGCAAAGCACAAAAUAUGCUCAUAAAUACCCACAACAACAAACUGUAAUGGUCUGUUGUCAAUGUUCUGGUGAGAAAUUGUUGGACCGAAUAAAAAAUAGAACAAACCGUCUGUAUCUUCAGUUCACUACCUCACUCUGUUUAAACACACUGAAAAGAGUUUAUUGUCUUGAUGUUAUUUCACACAUUUCUUCAUAGGACUGAACUCUUUCAUCUCCUUUUCCUUCAUCGGCAGAAAUACUUUUGCAAACAUGAGCAUUUUGUAAUAAAGGAUUUUUCUUUUUUUUUCUCCCAAAACAAAUGACUCCUGUAUAAUGUAAAACAGGAGGAAUCACGCAUGUACUUAUUUGCACUCAAACAAAAAGCAUUUGUUAAAA
Seriola aureovittata is the source of this 5407-nucleotide messenger RNA. RefSeq names its product spalt-like transcription factor 3b (gene sall3b). Gene Ontology annotation, biological process: regulation of transcription by RNA polymerase II. Gene Ontology annotation, cellular component: nucleus. The transcript is spliced from 4 exons. Gene Ontology annotation, molecular function: DNA-binding transcription factor activity, RNA polymerase II-specific; RNA polymerase II cis-regulatory region sequence-specific DNA binding. Bases 907 to 4695 code for a protein of 1262 amino acids. The record is from RefSeq and is a predicted model, not a curated record. NCBI's taxonomy places the organism in Eukaryota, Metazoa, Chordata, Actinopteri, Carangiformes, Carangidae.